Messenger RNA from Jaminaea rosea, 1621 nucleotides. Its product is annotated as putative alcohol dehydrogenase. The transcript has 5 exons. Bases 1 to 1557 code for a protein of 518 amino acids. Gene Ontology annotation, cellular component: mitochondrion. NCBI's taxonomy places the organism in Eukaryota, Fungi, Basidiomycota, Exobasidiomycetes, Microstromatales. Gene Ontology annotation, molecular function: metal ion binding; alcohol dehydrogenase (NAD+) activity. The record is from RefSeq and is a predicted model, not a curated record.
AUGGCUACCAGGUCAGCCGCGUCGCGCAAGUCCAUCUUCAACCUGAUGCGCCUCUCGCACGGGGGAGGUUGUCCCUGUCACUCGUGCCAGUCCAUCGCGAGGGGAAGUGGAGCUCACCUGGCAAAGGCGGGCCUCCAGAUGAUCGGCAAACACAAUGCUCAGGGGGGAAGGAGCUACGCCACCCCUGUCGAUGAGGCCGUUGCUAAGGAGUAUGCAUUUGAGCUCGCUGCGAGUAAUGUGCGAUUUGGCGAGGGAGUGACUAGGGAGUACUUUGCUCACGCGACAGUAAUGGACUUUGCCAACCUAGGUUCCAAGAAGAUCGGCGUCUUCACCGACUCUACAGUGCGCAACCUCACCCCGAUGAAGCAGAGCAUUGCCGCCCUAGAGCUAGCGGGCGUCGACUACGAGGUCUUCGACCGAACGCGCGUGGAACCCAACGACAAGAGUUGGGCAGAGGCCAUCACCUUCAGCCGCCAGAACAACUUCGACGGGUUUCUUGCCGUAGGCGGUGGCUCGGUGAUGGAUACGGCUAAGGUUGCGAACCUAUUCACGUGCUAUAGGGACGCUGAGCUCCUCGACUUUGUCAACGCGCCCAUCGGCAAGGGGACGCCCAUCGGCCGCCAACUGAUGCCCCUCAUCGCCGUGCCCACCACAGCGGGGACGGGGAGUGAGACGACGGGGACGGCCAUUUUCGACCACACGCCCACGCAGUCCAAGACGGGCAUCGCAUCGCGCGCCCUUCGCCCUUUGUUGGGGAUUGUCGAUCCACUCAAUACGGAGACGUGCCCUGUAUCGGUACAUGUCAGCUCCGGGCUGGACGUCCUCUUCCAUUCCCUCGAGUCGUACACCGCCAUCCCUUUUACGGAGCGCACGCCUCGCCCGGCAAACCCGCUGCAGCGACCGGCCUACCAGGGGUCGAAUCCUAUUUCCGACGUCUUUAGUCUCUGGGCGUUGAAGCAGACGGUCAAGUAUCUGCCUAGGGUAGCGCGAGACCCGACGGAUACCGAGGCGAGGGGCCAGAUGCUCCUGGCUGCUACUUUUGCCGGUAUCGGCUUCGGUAAUGCGGGCGUCCACCUCUGCCACGGGAUCAGCUACGCCGUCUCCGGGCUCAACUAUCGCCUGGCCAAAUACAAGCACGCAGGCUACCAAGUCGACCAUCCCAUCGUUCCCCAUGGCAUAUCCGUCGCCCUAACCGGUCCUGCCGUCUUCGAAUUCACGGCUCCCUCCGCCCCCUCCCGACAUCGAGCCAUAGCGCAAGUCUUUGCCGCUGGAGGCGAAGAGGGCCCUUCCUCGGAGGAUGCGGCCAUUGCCCGUUUGCCGGAUGAGGAGGUGGGGAAACUGGUGUACGAUCGUAUUGCCGAAUUUUUGGGAAAGACACUGGGGAUCCCGAGGGGGUUGGGGGCUAUUGGGUACAAGAAGGACGAUGUGCCUGAUUUGGUCAAGGGGACCAUCCCGCAGCGUAGGGUGUUGGAUUUGGCGCCGGGUAUUGGAGAUGUGCAUGGGAGCGAUGGUGCGCAGCAUUUGACGCGAGUGAUUGAGAGGUCCAUGAGCUACUGAGACGAGGUGGCGGAACUGUAUCAUCAUUGCUGGAUCGAUGUGGUAUCAAUGUCAAGCCUGCAAU